Molecule: messenger RNA, 990 nt
Organism: Emiliania huxleyi CCMP1516
Lineage: Eukaryota; Haptophyta; Isochrysidales; Noelaerhabdaceae
Exons: 2
Coding region: 1-990 (329 amino acids)
Biological process (GO): pseudouridine synthesis; ribosome biogenesis; box H/ACA snoRNP assembly
Cellular component (GO): sno(s)RNA-containing ribonucleoprotein complex
Molecular function (GO): RNA binding
Source: RefSeq, a predicted model, not a curated record
AUGAUGAGCCUCGUCGAUGCAGAAUAUGACAGCGAGGAUGACAGCGAGAGCGUUGCUGAGAGUGAGGAAGGCAGCGCGGAUAGCGGGGACAGCGAGGGUAGUGACGGGUUGGCAGAGUGCGGCGCAAGUGAGGCCGAGGCAAUCCUGGACGCGGAAGCAGCACUGGCAGCCGGCGCAACGUUCGCGCUCGAUGAGCUUCCGGCGCCAAGCAGCAGCUCUCUCGGCGCGGCUGAGGCCGCCCGGAUGCCUGCGGCAGAGCUGGUGAGCAGCAGCGAUGGGGAGAGCAGCGACAGCGAGGACGUGCUUGAGCCCGCCGCAAAGAGUGCUCGGGCGUGCCCCGCCGAGCCGGGUCAAGUGGACGCGAUGCGCGAUGACGAGGACGACGAGGAGGAGAGCGUGCGUGGCGGCGCCGCUCAGUCUGCGGAGGCCGGCGAGAAAACAAGGCAUGAGCAGCCGGCACCGGAGGCGCCCGCCUCGCUGCCUGUGGGGGAGCAGCUCGAGCGGGCGGCGGCUGUGGUCUCCCUGCUCGAUGACAUGGCAGUGCUGAAGGCACUCCCCGGGCUGCCGCCGCUCGCCGAGGCGUCGCUGCUCUGCCUUCCUCCCUCCUCGGGCGCGGAGGCGGUCCAGGUGCUUGGGCGAGUGGCGGAGAUCUUUGGACCCGUCUCGGCGCCCCUCUACUCGGUGCGUGUCGGAGACACCGACCGUCUCCGCCUCUCUGUUGGCGACGAGGUCUUUGUCGCACCGGCGCACUCGUCCUUCCUCGCCCCGUCCGCAAUCAAGCAAGGCAAGGGGACCGACGCGAGCGGCGCGGAUGACGACGAGUGCCAGCUCGACGAGCAGGACUUCUCGGACGACGAGGCGGAGGCGGAGUACAGGCGGAAGCGCAAGCUGGCGCAGGCGGCGGCAGCGGGUCCCGGGGGCCUUCCCCCGGUCCUGAACAAGCUCGGGCUGGUUCUCGCCCCUUCCGGGGGCUGUUCCCCGCCCACGUAG